This is a messenger RNA of Boeremia exigua, 5284 nucleotides long. Its product is annotated as CHAT domain-containing protein. Bases 461 to 4963 code for a protein of 1500 amino acids. The record is from RefSeq and is a predicted model, not a curated record. Gene Ontology annotation, molecular function: protein binding. The transcript has a single exon. Lineage: Eukaryota; Fungi; Ascomycota; Dothideomycetes; Pleosporales; Didymellaceae.
AGCUAAGCCCUCUACACACACGACAGAUACGCUGAUACAAGAUCCACUGGCCUCUCCUCGCUGGCAUCUGGCAUCAACACGCACCCUUUGAACACCAUGGACAACUCUUUAUUUGAUCCUGAACGUGUGUCUACACUUGAAGGAUUCGACGACGAGGAAGAUCUCUUGGGAUAUGCGGCUGCAUACGAAGAGCCUACAGACGAUGAGUCUAUUGAGAUUUAUAUUCUUGCAAAUCUUUUUCUCUUCUCCAAAACCUCAUCGACUGAGUACAUGGAAAAGGCUAUUCGUCAUGCGGAGGACUGGAUAGCCGUUACUCAAGCGGUGCACCCUGAUCGCGGACGGCGGGUUCAGAUCCUCGAUAUGCUGACGUCAAGGUUGUUGUCCCAUACAGAAGCAGGUCAAAGCAUAACGAUCAUCGUUCCAGAACUACGGUAUGUAACCUACCUCCUAUUUGCGGUGUAUGAAGCAAAGGCUAUGGCUGACAGGUGGCGUAACUAGAACGGGUCAACAGGGCUUUACUGCCAUCCAGAUGUCUCUUCACAUGCUACAACAAUGGGGAGACGCAAAUGACAUGUGGCGCGACUGCAAGGAGCAACCUGACACAGAAAGGAUAUCACAGGCAGUGGCCACAACCAAAGUCUUAAUGAGGAUGGCUGAUCCUGGAAUGGAGUUCCUAGUAGAAUGGCUGAAUGAUCUCGGAAUCUGGCUUCUGGAACGCCACGAUGUUACUCAGUCGGUAGAUGAACUGGACUUUGCUGUGGAUAUAUCUAGACUGGCGGUCGAUACUUCACGGGGUCUCACUUUAAGUAGAGCCACCUGUUCGGGCAACCUUGGCAACGUCCUCGUAAGGCGCUUCGAGCAUGGUCGACUGGUCGAUCAUCUGCAUCAAGCCGUUCAUGCGUACAGCGAAGCCGUCGAUAACACUCCUACGCAUCAUUCAAACCGUACUGUAUGGUCCGGAUUGCUUGCCCAAGCUCUGAGCAUGCGGUACGACUUAUCUCCGUCGCCCCUAGAUCUGAAUCGCGCAAUAGAGCUUUACAGCACCGCAAUCGAGUCUGCUACAUCGGAGAACGUCCCACGGAUGAAAUGGACAGAUGACCUAGCCCUGUGUCUUGGGAAACGGUUUGAGCAACGAAAAUCAAUCGACGACCUCAAUCACACAAUCGAGAUUAUCGAAGCGACAAUCGCAAUCAGCCCUCCUGACAGUCCUGAUCUUUCUACCAGACGCAUCCGUCAUGGAAUCUGGCUUGGCGAGCGAUAUGUACACAGCCAAGUAGCCAGCGAUCUCGACUGUAUGCUCGAUGACUUCGAAGAAGCAUUACGUCCUGGAAGAUCUACCAGCAGCGCCAUACAGGCCAGCGAUACCGCUCGCAUGAUGGCAUAUCUGGACGAACGUAUCAUCAAGAUGAUCUCAACCUGCAAUCAAGAUGAAAGCAUACGACUGCUCAAGCUAGCGCUUGCGGCUGGAGGCCAAGAGCAUCCCAAACAAUUAGAGCGGCUACUGGAGGUGGCAUAUAACCUUCGUGCGCGUUAUGAAACCUCUAGUUCGUUCAAGGACCUCGAGGAAUGCAUUGAAACCCAGAGACAAAGCCUCGAUCUGCUGAGCGAAGGCAAUCCACACCGUGUCAACACACUCAUUGAUCUCAGCGAUAGUCUGCAUGACAAGUACUACGCGAUAAAGUUAUUGCAAGAUAUGGAUGAUUCCAUAUCCAUCUCUCGUCAGGCGAUCGCACUGGCCUCUCUGGACCCUGGAAGCUACUCAAGUCGUGCUGGAUGGAUGUUCAAUCUUGGGAUCAGACUGCAAAUCCGGCAUGAGGAGAGCAAACGUAUAGCUGAUCUGAACGAGUCAAUUCAGCUUCUCCGUGAAGCAAUCGAGAUUACCCCGCACGAAAAUCCAGAUCGGCUUCUAAUGCUCACGCAUCUUGGAACUGGCCUGGCUCGUCGGUUUGUGGCUGAGCAAAACGAAGCCGAUUUGGAAGAAUCGAUCCAAAUGGCUCGACUAGCACUUUCCGAGAGCACAGAACACAACGAUAAAGUGAAGGCUAUGAGCAAUCUUGCCGACAGGUUGCGCGAUCGAUAUGAGCAGAAGAGAGAUUUCCCUGAUCUCCAGGAAUCAAUCAAACACGCCCAGAGAGCAGUCGACAUUAGUUCAAGCGAACACCCACACUGGGUUAGAUUAUUGGCGGGCCUGGCCAAUAGGCUCAAAGAAAGGUUUCAUCUUCUGGGAAAGAUGGAAGACAUCGACAUGGCGAUCGAAGUGGCUAGACAAGCACUCGAAGCAACCCCUUCCAAUCAUCCAGAUCGUAGCACAGCUUUUUGUAACCUCGGAAACGCGCUCCAAGCAAGGUCAACGUUUCUGGGUCUAGAGGAUACUGGUGAUAUCGAUGAGGCUGUCGAGAUGUCGCGGCAGGCGCUUGCAUCUCAUUCGAAUGAUCAUGGAGAACGUUCGACUCACCUUAUCAACCUCAGCAUUCGGCUUCUCAAUCGGCACACACGAACGGGUCAUACGAUCGAUCUUGAAGAAGCCAUCAGACUCACACGCGAAGGGUUACCAACGAUACCUCAAUCUCAUCAACACUGGCCGAGGUGGACGAGCCACCUCGGCCUUUGCCUUCUCCAUAGAUACCUGGAAAUACGAGCGACUGAAGAUCUCAAAGCUUCCAUAGAUCUCUUUCGUCAAGGCAUAAACGCUUCGUCAAAAAACGAACCUCAACGCGUCAACUGGAUGCUCAAUUUAUCGGGUAGUCUAUCUGAGAUGUACUCGAGGGAAAAGUCGUUAUGCAACAUGGAGGAAGCGAUCGAGCUGCUUCGUCGGGUGCUUAUGGCUUCAAUCUCGAAUGACGGACGUGCUGCCACCUUGAGUAAUCUUGGUAGACUUCUCAACAGCAUGUAUCGCAAGACAGGCGAGACGAUCUACCUGGAAGAAUCCACCUCCGUGACUAGGAAGGCUCUGGAUUUGACCCCAACCAAGAGUCCGAGGCGCGCUAUCUAUCUCGGAAAUCUCGCACUCGACUUGCAGCGAAGGUAUCGUAACUCGGAGAACUUGGAGGAUCUCCAGGAAGCGAUCGAAUGUGCUCGAGCAGCCCUCAAAGACUCGGCGGAUACGGAGGGGCAACCUGAAGAGACGCGGUUGACGUUCAAUCUUGGAGUAAUCUUAGGUACAAGAUCGGUGGCCACUCACAGCUGGGAUGACAUGAAGGAAGCAAUGACAUGCUUUCUUUCCACGCUGAACAAUGUCAACACCUCAACUACUCUGCGUAUUGAAAGUGGCAUUGAACUUCUCACUGCUUUGGCACACUUUAAGUACUGGGAUGAUGCAUCCAGGAUUGCGAAAGAAGUUGUGGGCCUCGCUCCCCGACUGACCGGCAAAUCGCUAGAUAACGCGGACAAGCAGCAUCUGCUGCGCAGCAUCUCAGGCUUGGCUUGUGACGCAGCCGCUAUAGCACUUCAAGCAGAGGAGUCGCCCGACACCGCUCUUGAGCUUCUCGAGGAGGGACGCGGAGUACUGGCUGCGUCUCUUUAUGAUAUGCGGACCGACACAAUAGAGUUACAAAGAGCACAUCCCAAACUGGCUGACCGUUUCGUACGGCUCCGUGAUCAGCUUCAGACUGACUCCGCAAUGGCUGCGAUCCCAUUCGGCGAUUUUCCUCCCACUGCCCCUGCUGAACAGUCAGAUCAACGUUACUAUGCCGGUACAGAGAUGGACAAUGUCAUUACGGAAAUCAGAGCUGAACCUGGUUUUGAAGGUUUUCUGAAGCCGCUCGAAUCCAGCAAGCUGAGAGAAGCGGCUAUUAGAGGCCCCAUUGCCGUCAUAAACGUCAGCAGACACCGAUGCGACGCGCUGCUAGUCGAACAACACCAAAUACGAGUUCUACCCUUACCUGCGCUUACACUUCAAGACAUCAGAAAAGCAGCAGAAACGGGAGCGCUUGGAACGUCAGAGAUACUUAACUGGCUUUGGGAAACUGUGACUUGUCCGGUUCUUGAUGACCUGGGAUUCAACAAACCCGUCGAUGGGCAUUGGCCACGGAUGUGGUGGAUUCCCACCGGUCUGUUGAGCAAAUUUCCUUUGCAUGCCGCCGGAAAACUGACACAAGAUUCCACAUGCACCGUUCUUUCCCGAGUUAUGUCUUCUUACAACUCUUCCCUGCGAUCAAUCAUCAAUGCUCGCCAACAGGAUCGUUCUAGGACGAUUUCAGCAAAGCCAGAGCGUGCUCUCGUAGUUGCCAUGCCAAUUACACCACAUCAAGGGGCGUUGCAGUUUGCAGGCGAAGAAGCAGAUCUCGUGCGCAACCUUUGCAAAUCUAUGGAAGGAGCUCCCGUCAUGAACCAGCCACGCAAGAGGGAAGUCUUAGUGGAACUACAACAGAGUAGCAUCUUCCACUUUGCAGGCCACGGUGAAACCCAUUUUGAAGAUCCCUCGCAAAGCAAUCUUCUGCUAGAUGACUGGCAGACAGAUCCACUCACGGUAGCAGAUCUGCUACGACUUGACCUUCGGGAGCAGAAACCUUUCCUUGCCUACCUGUCUGCAUGCGGCACUAGUGAGAUUCGAGUCCAACAAUUGUUUGACGAGAGCCUCCACUUAGUAAGCGCAUGUCAGCUAGCUGGAUUCCGUCACGUGAUAGGCACUCUAUGGGCUGUGAACGAUGAAAGGUGCCUCCACAUGGCUGGGGAGACCUAUGAAGAGAUACUACGGGAAGGACUGACUGACGAGUCUGUUUGCCUUGGACUUCACAAAGCCGCUUUUCAACUUCAAAGCGAGUGGCUCAGAUCGUCUCAUGCAGCUUUAGAUGGAAGCUACAACAGGGCGAAGAUGACGAGGAAAUAUGUUACGGCCCACCCAGUUGUCAACGAGACUACUUGUUCGGAUUCUAGACUUCCGAGGGAUGUCUACGCUGAUGAUAGUGACACCCAGACACCAGAACCUCUACAUUGGGUUCCGUACGUGCACUUUGGAGUGUGAAGAGCGUCUGGUAUGGCAAAGAGCGAUGUAGAUUUUCUCAGUACAUAAAUAUGCAAGGCAUCGGUGUGCUUUCUCAAAUUGUCUCCGCUUGUGUUCGGACGCGCAGGCUUGUUGCGAUCCAGUCAACAGGGAGUCCAUAGCUGUUCCUAGUCUUGCCGCUUUUAUCACUACCUCUCUCCAUAACAGCACCAAUUUUAGGAAGCUCCAAAGACCAAAAAGAGGUUGGCCGUGUGGUUAUGAAGAUCUUGAUGAUAUCAUCACAAACUUCCAACCCUUGUGGUAUCUGAAAACCCAACCGCUUUUUCCAAAGACCACUGCCCC